CACAGUGGCGUGACGUCACUUCCCAGUCAAACGUGGCUGCCGUGCCGAAAGGAGUGGCUGUUGAAUCUGUCAAAUUAUAUGGUUAUUUGGAAAUAUUAAUGAUUUUUCCCAUCGGCUACGGAGCGAUAUAGUGAUAUUUGAUUAUUGUGUGUCAAGCAAAGUGUAACGAAGCCUCAAAACAUGUCGUCUUCGGGUGAUUUCGGUAACCCGCUGCGAAAAUUCAAGCUCGUUUUUCUAGGUGAACAGAGCGUUGGUAAAACCUCCCUCAUCACAAGGUUUAUGUAUGAUAGCUUUGACAACACGUAUCAGGCAACGAUAGGAAUUGAUUUUUUGAGCAAGACUAUGUAUCUUGAAGAUCGAACAGUUAGACUGCAACUGUGGGACACCGCGGGACAGGAACGAUUCCGUUCCCUCAUUCCUAGUUAUAUUAGAGACUCGACUGUUGCUGUGGUGGUGUAUGACAUCACUAAUGCUAACUCCUUUCACCAAACAUCCAAAUGGAUCGACGAUGUUCGGACGGAACGAGGUAGCGACGUCAUCAUAAUGCUAGUAGGCAAUAAAACUGAUUUAAGUGACAAAAGACAAGUUUCCACAGAAGAGGGUGAGCGAAAGGCAAAGGAACUAAACGUUAUGUUCAUUGAGACUAGUGCUAAGGCUGGCUACAACGUGAAACAGCUGUUCAGAAGAGUGGCUGCAGCUUUGCCGGGUAUGGACUCCACUGAGAACAAACCACCAGAAGACAUGCAAGAGGUAGUUCUGAAGGACACGCCGAUCGAACUGAAGGCGUCGGAAGGUGGUUGUGCAUGCUAAGCCAACAUCGGUUCUAAUGGUAGAUUAAACACUCAAUUAAAUUAAAACAUUUGUUCCACCAUUAAAAUCUUAGGUCAAAUUUGAAUGUGACGAUAUAUAGCCACGUUCCUUUACACAACAUAACUUAAGUAAUGCAAAAAAAUAAUGAUAAUAAUAAUACUUAAAAAAAAAAAGAAAUGCAAAUGCUAAACACAGGAAAUGAAACUUAAAAAAAAAACAUGUAACUGUAUUGCAUACUAAGUAUAAGUCUCAGUUGGUAGCUCACAAUGACUGCUUUUACUCAACGUUAUGGCUCAGUGUACUAUUUAUUUAUAUCAUUCUUACAAUUAGUUGUCUUUUCACCAGCAAGUUAAUCCUGUUGAACAUCGUGAACCUAAACAAUGGAUUAAAGCAAGAAUUUCAAGUCAUUUAGGACCACAAUCCAUUAUUAGUACAAAGUAAACUAUCUUUCUCGUGGAACCAUAAGUUAUUUUUAUUAUUAUUAUUUGAAGUCAAUAAUCGCACGUUUUUGUUGUGAAAUUUUUUUUUUACUUUUAGCUGUAUCCUGUCAACGGAUAUGCUAAAUUAAAAAUUGAUCAACUGAGCAGGAUCCUAGCUACAGCUGGUUGGUGGCUGUGAUUGAAAUUUUUCUUCAUCAAUUAACUUUUUCGAUGCAAUGAGAUUUUCGUAAAAUCAAACCUCAUUUCCAUUUGUAAGAGUUUCUAAAAAGUUCCUUGGAAAACAGAUAAGCAGGAGUAUUAAAAUGCUGACACCUUCAUAACGGAAAAUCACAUUCGUCAUCAGGUUUUCGUAUUAUAAAAAAAACUCAGUUUCCGAUUUCACUAAAAAUUGGGUUUUUUAUUAUGCUCACCGUAACUUUUCGAGUUGAUAAUUGUUCGAUUUGAAUAUUAUGUAAAAAAUUCGUCAAAAUCUUCUCAACUGUACAGCAUGAUUUAAACGUCGUUGUUUUAAUUUGUUGAUUGCCCUGUAGUUUUGCUACUGCAGUCAAUAAACAUAGAAAUUACGAAAAGUCUCCGGAAUAAUAUGGGUUCGUGCAAAUGUACUAUGAACAACUGAGCAUUAUCUUUGUUAAUGGAAUAUUGCAGUUAGGAAAGUGAAUGUAUGUACAUACAUUCCUAGCAUGGAUGCGAGAAGUAUUGUAUCUCUUUUACAUUUUCAUGGUAAUGCUUUGAUAACAAUCAAAUUAAUACUCUCGUGAUAAAGCACACUUUACGUAGAUUUUACACUUAUUUGAAAAAGAAAAAAUUCAUAUAAUUUUAUGUUAUACUAUUACGUAUUUCUUUUUUUUCUUUAAUUCAUGUAAAUUUUUUCAAUGUUAUGAAUUGUUUCAAAAGAAUAAGAUCAAAAAAGUACAAGGACUUGUGGAAUUGAAGAAAAAAAAAAAAAUAUUUUUCAUGAAAUUAUCAGAAACUAUAAUACUAUUAAUAUAAUGCAGUACACCUAUUGUAGUAAUAGUAAAAUGAAGCUGUAUAAAAAAAGUUCUAAAAAUAUACGUCGAAUUUAUAUAAAUGUGUUUUAUAACAACAUAUCAUAACACUAACGAAAGCGACAUGUAACAAUAACGUUCUUUGUGUCCAUGCUAGAUAUAUCCGAUUACAAUCGAUUCUGAGGUACACAAUUUCAUCAGGUCAGAAAUAAAAUCGGGGUGGCGCAUGUGUAAACAUCAGUAAAGUUACCAAUCUUUGUCGUAGAUGAAUAUUUAGAAAUCUAAAUCGACCACACUUGGGUAUACAUAGUCAUUCAUUGCACUGAGAACGUGAUAUGACUUUGACAAGAUAAUGCUAAACAUUUUGGUACUAACUUUGUACGGACUGUAAUUCUCCCAAAUCUUCUUUCAAGGUUUUUGACAACUUGGCUUGCUGUAUUUUGUAAUUUUUGGGAAAUCUAUUCAACUUUCAGAAGCAAUAAAACCUAUGACUACGUAAGUGAUGUUUUACUCAGUGAAAGAAUCACACAUUAAACUUGGAUGCAAGCUUCGAAACAAUGGUUAUUAGUUGAGAAUAUUUUAUAGAAAGUUGUACAUAAAUGACAAAUCAAAAAACUGAGAAUUGA
Messenger RNA from Diprion similis, 2862 nucleotides. RefSeq names its product ras-related protein Rab6 (gene Rab6). Gene Ontology annotation, molecular function: GTP binding; GTPase activity. The record is from RefSeq and is a predicted model, not a curated record. The transcript is spliced from 6 exons. NCBI's taxonomy places the organism in Eukaryota, Metazoa, Arthropoda, Insecta, Hymenoptera, Diprionidae. The coding region runs from base 181 to 810 and encodes 209 amino acids.